AUGCAUACACAUAACAUCAAGUAUUCAUAUUCUCUUCUAGUUUGUUCAUUCAAUUCAAUGAGAACAGACAAGAAAUUACUUUCUUCUGUUUCAUUUACAUAUACUUCUAUACCUUCAUCAGAAUUAGAAAGGGUUGAUUCAUUAACUGUACCUUUAUCCACAACAACAAAUUCAUCUAACAGUAUUAUGCCGCAAUAUAUUGCACAAACUAAUCAAAUUACUGACAAUGGGCUUACAUCUAAAAAUUUCUUCUAUUCAAAUUCAGGUCUUGAUCUCACUGAUACACAUUAUUUUACAUUGACUGGAACAACUGAAGCGAUCGAUUUAUCAUUUGAUCCAAGUGUAGAUAUCAUAACUGUAAAUCCAAUUGAUUUAAGUGCUUCACAACAUUGUACCACGUUAUUUUUUGGGUCAACCAAUGAAUGCACUGAUAAUACCUUUUUCACAACACAUACAAUAUGGGAUCCUGAACCAGGUUUCAGUUUCACCGAUCUCUUACUUACUAAUAAUGAUGAAGAAUGUGAAACAGAAUUCCCUGAAGUUAUAAUUUAUCCUGAAAAUACUAUUUAUCGUUCAAAUGAAAUGCAAACUUCCAUUUUCGCUGCUACUACUACUACUACUACUACUACUACUACUACUACUACUAGCCAAAACAAUACUACUGACAAGACAGUAACUGGUAGCGGACUCAAAAUAUCAGAUACAUUAAUCUCACCGAUGAAUAAUCACUAUACUCCAUCAGAUAAACUAACAACUUCAACUGGAAAAUCAAACCAACCGCUCACGGCAGAUUUGAAAUCAUGUCAUGCGGAAUGUGUCAAUUUAACUCCUUUUGGUGAAUUCCUAGUAUGGACUGCUGAAGCCGUGAUUUGGUUACGUCGUAAUUAUCGAAUUAUUGGUCGUGCUUCAUUACCAUUGGAAUUAUUCAAAACAUGUCAUAAUCUAUCAAACAAACCGAAUCGAUUACCUGUCCGAUUAAGUUUUGAAGAAGUUGUUUUAUUAUUAUCGAAAGGUUUUAUUCAUGGUGUUUUAUGCAGUAGACCAGUACUAUGUGUUGAUGAACCACCUAAGAAAACAAUUGAAGAAUAUCAUAAGGCAUUAUUGAAAAAUGCAGAAGAAAUGGUUAAUAUAUUUAAAACUCAAAAACGAUUGAAAUUAGUUGGUUACUACGGUCAAUUGUUGACUGGUUUAAAGUUGCGUCAACAACGUCAAGCCAAAUGCAAGUUAUCCAAGUCAUCGUCAAUUAGUACAAUAAAUAUUGAUGAUCCGAGCUCAAAGAACAAAACGAAUAAUUUCAAUUCAUCUUCACAUCUAUCAACUAGAAAACGACGGCGUCAACGACGUUUAAUUCAGAAACAAUUGAAAAAACAAAUGCGUCUAACGGCAUGUAAUGCUAAUGACGGGGAUAAUUACGAUGAUGAUGAUGAUGAUAAGUACGAUGUAUAUGACAGUGAUCAAGACAUUUCUGAGCUACCUGAUUCACCUGUCACUUUGGAUGACUUAAUUUCGGAACAUUAUACUACACAUCAAGGAACACCGAAAUCAUCUGUGAUAUCAAGUGAAAACAUUGAAAAAUCUUUACCGUAUAUUCCACAGCAUUUGCCACGUCCUACACCAACUGAAUGGCGACGUCCUGGUGAAUAUUCAUUUGUUAGUCUGCCAAGAAAUAUACAUUCUGAAGGUCUUUAUUCAAUUGUUACUUGGUUAAUUCAAUUAAUUCAACAACAAUGUAAAACAAUCAAUUUUUCUAAUCAAGAUUCCAAUAACAAUAAUAAUAUGAAUAGUACACGGGAUAUGUGUAUUGAACGUUUACAGUCUUGUUUUAUUUAUAUGGAUUUAUGGGAUAAAGGUUAUUAUAUCAGUACGUCUGCUGUAAAAAUGGGUGGUGAUCUACUGGUUUAUCAAGGUGAUCCACUUUUAUACCAUGGUAGUCAUAUUAUUACAAUUUGUAAUCCGAUGGAUUCAUUUCCUAAUUCACAAUUAUUAACCAAACUACGUAUUGCAAAUGGUUUGAAAAAAGUACUUGUUCUAGCUGCAGUUAGUAAUAUGGAAAUGUUUAUUAGAAAAUGUACAAUUGAAAAAAGUACACAUUCUGUAAUUAAGAAUAAUGAUGAUGAUGAUGUUGAUGAUGGUAAUUUUGUUGUUCCACAAACUAAUGUCAGUGAACACUCAAAAUUAUCUAGUCAGUCAAAUGAAAUUACUAUCAAAGAAGGUGUUAACAGUAAUUAUCAUAGUAAUAUUAAUGAAAUACAACCUCAUGUAAUUUAUUUAUCUUUUCAAUAUUCGUCUUCUCAUUCUAGUAAUGCUCCAACAGUGUCAAGAACAUUAUAA
This is a messenger RNA of Schistosoma turkestanicum, 2331 nucleotides long. NCBI's taxonomy places the organism in Eukaryota, Metazoa, Platyhelminthes, Trematoda, Strigeidida, Schistosomatidae. The record is from the annotation of a GenBank genome assembly.